Octopus sinensis (East Asian common octopus) is the source of this 2131-nucleotide messenger RNA. Its product is annotated as L-seryl-tRNA(Sec) kinase. Lineage: Eukaryota; Metazoa; Mollusca; Cephalopoda; Octopoda; Octopodidae. Gene Ontology annotation, molecular function: tRNA binding; kinase activity. The record is from RefSeq and is a predicted model, not a curated record. The transcript has 7 exons. The coding region runs from base 124 to 1134 and encodes 336 amino acids.
GAGAGAGAGAGAGAGAGAGAGAGUGUGAAAGUCAGCUGCGAUGGUGAUAUGUGGAUGAUGUAGGCUGAAGGAAUCACACUCGUUAGCGACUAUACAUGUGUAUGUAGGUUUUAGCCCAUAAACAUGGAUACAUGCUUACUAAUUCUUUGUGGUCUGCCUGCCUGUGGUAAAACAACUUUGGCUAAAAGACUGAAAGCAUCACCAGAGUUCAAAAGCAUCUAUCAUGUUGUUCAUCUUUCAUAUGAUGACUUAAUGCCAGACAAUAUUACUGCUUUCCUGACAGAAAAGCCCAACUUAGUGCAACAGGGAGCUGCAAAUUGGAAGAAAUAUCGGGAAGAUAUAGUACUUUGUGUUGAGAAUAUUCUCAAAACUUUCCCAAAUGGUAAAGCAGAAAUCCCUGUUAAUGUGUGCCCUGAUCUAUGGGCUAAAAUAAACAAUAGCUUCAUGCAGGACAUGAAAAAAGAAGAAUUUCACUUGUUGGUUAUCAUAGAUGAUAAUAUGUAUUAUCAAGGAAUGCGAUAUCCUUUCUAUCAGUUAGCCAGAAAGUAUAGUAUUGGGUUUUGUCAAGUUUAUCUUGAAUGCAACAUAGAAUUGGCAUUGAAAAGGAACAAUCAUAGGCCAAACCCCAUACCUGAGGAAGUGAUUCACACAAUGGCUUCAAAGUUUGAACCACCAUCACCAUCUGAAAGAAAUUGGGAAGUUCAUUCUCUGUACAUCAAGGAUCAGACUAUUUGUUGUUUAGAUGAUGUGUUGGCUUUGGUUGACAAUGCCAGACAAAACAAAGCAGCACCACUUUCAGAUAACGUGGAACUUCGGCAGAUAAGUCGUGUUAAAUGUUCCAUUAGCACUUUACAUCAGGCAGACCAAAUUCUGCGAAAGCUGGUUUCAGGGAAAAUGUCUGAUUUAGAUGUUGGGUUGUCUUGCAAGAAUAAGAAAGAGAUGUCAUGCGUUUAUCUACAAAUUCGUACCAGGCUUUAUUCAGAGCUAAAAUUAGGUUCACUGCUUAUUCCUGAAUCUAUUGAAAAUGUUACAGAUGCUUCAAAAAAUACAGAAAGUAAUUUAUAUCAGUGGCUGAAAGACAUAUUUGAAUCUAAUUGUAAUGAUUCAACAGUAAAUACAACUGAAAUCACUUGAGAGCAAAAAGUCAUAAAUUCAUCAUGUCUUCAUGCAGACAAGCUAAUCAAUUCUCUUUACUUGAGGACCACUCACUUUAGUGUGCAUUAGCUGAGAAUUUAAUAUCUUGAAAUUAACUAUUGCAUUUGGCUUUUGAUUAAACAACAAAAACAAAAAAACUAGCUGAAUACUACAAUAGUUUAUUUUGAAAUAUAGUUAUCUUAGAAAAAAUCCAGAAUGUCAAAGCUGGUUUAGGUAGUUAAUUCUUUAUCAACAGAUUGAACAGCCAGAUUCUACCAUUGCAUCUUAUUACCAGCCAUUCUAUUUGACAAGUUAAGUUCAUUCCAUAAGUAUCUUUGUUUACUUUGAUUGAUGGUAAUUUUAGCUGUUUUUCUUCUUUUUUUUUUAAUUUAAAAAUUUUUUUCACUCCUCUGUGGUUUCUAUUUCAAUGCUGCAUAAAUUGUCCAAACUGUCACUAUUUAUUACCAUCACUGUAUCUGACAUUUGAGGAGGAUGAAUUCAGUGAAAGUAAAUGAUAAUUGUCAAUAUUGACAGCUAGGGGAGUACAGAAGGAGUACUUGCCAAUCUGAUGAGGCCUCUCAAGAAUGAGGAGCCUAUCAGAUUGGCUUUGAGAUAGGCAAGAAAGCUAAGGUGAUAAGGAUGAGAGAGGUAGUAAUAGCAUUGGAGAGAGGUCAGGCAGGUCCUGUGACAUCCUUAGUAGGAGAGAUUCACUGCCAUCCUUGUUCAUACCAACAGCAUGGCAGAGUGAGAGUGAAAAGAAGAGAGUGAUUGAGAGAUGAGUGAUAAAGGCACUGAUGAUAGAGAUAUGGGUGUCAGAGGCAUGGUCGACAGUAGUACAAAUAAUAAGAGGAAUGAGAAGGUAUCAAAGAGGCUGAAUAUAUAUCUAUAACACAUGAAAAGAGAAGCCUUAUGAGUGGAUUUGGUAGGUGGAAACUGAAAGAAGCUCGUCAUAUGUGUGUGUGUGUGUGUAUAUAUGUUUGUAUGUCUGUGUUUGUUC